GCCGCCUAUCGGUUCACUUGUCUUUCCUUUUAUUCAUUCAUCCACUCUUCACGCAUAUCUUUCACCGCCGUCCCAGCCAUCUCCAAGUAUGUCCAGCCGCAAGGGUAAGGCAAGAGCUGAGUCCCCGGAUGAGCGCACACUCCUCCUGCCUGAGCCUUUCCGUCCGCGUUCUCAACCUGUACCUCCUGCCGAACAAUCUCCUCCCCGCCGGGCUCGUGUGCGCUCAGUCCUUCUCACCGUCUCAAUCGUCGCUGCUUCUCUCUUUCUAUCAGCCCUUCUCUUUAUAGCGCUACUCGCGGCCUCAUUCAAGCCUUCACCUUCAGAACUGUCCGAUCUUCCCCAGACCGCCUUCAAAUACACAUCGCCAUCAUCCAUCUCCGUUGUCAAUGUCACCGACGACGGUAUCCUGGUCAACAUAUCACUAUCAUGUGGUAUUGACGUUGAUCGCGCACUGGGUAUUCAGAACUUUUACCAAGAAUCAGAACGGCAAAAGGCAGCUGAAAGAGGCGAUCGUGGCAUGGGUGCAGUUUGGUGGGAAUCGCUGAGAAGGAAGAGUGCGAACUGGCUGAUUGGGUCGCUGCAACGGAAGCAGAUGUCGUUGGAUAUCUCCAAAGGGGUCUAUAUCUUUCCCGAAAACGACUCUUCUCCACCGCUGGGUCAUAUCGACUUGCUGGGACCACUGUCUAUCCCGUUGGUGACCGGCGUUCCCCCCUACAGCCCGGAUCAUCCCGACUUAUCCUGGCUCGAACCCAUAUCCUUCACAGCGUUCGUCAAACCAAUGGCAUCAAGUGGUGAAAUAUGGAACUUUAUUCACCAGGGGUGGCUGCACGGUGGUUUGAACGUGGCCGUGGGGGCUGAAAGCAUCCAAACGGGUUUAGGAGAUGGGGAAGAAAGGUGGUGGGGGCGAUGGGUGGCCAUGAAGGAAAAUGAUGUCAGUCUGCAGAUGGAACUACCUAUUCCGCAGUUACCUGGUCUGCCUCGUCCUGGACAUCCCUUUGACCUGUCUGCCCUUGUGUCCCUCCAAAACUACUCUUUGUCAAACGCGGAUGAUCGAAGUCUGGUUAUCAACGCCAUGGCUACAAUACCCAACUUUAUUCGCCACCUCGACUUCGUGCAAAAUGGCAACUUUACCGUCCCGUUCGGUUUACCAUUUGCGUUAUCGUUACCAUCGUCUGAAGACGAUGUCAGAAUGGCUACAGUCAUUUUACAACCCGUGACUGUUGGACAGGAAAAGAUGAUUGAGCUCAGGAUGUCUGGAACUGUCAUUGCCGAUCUCGAUAGGACUACUGGUGGUAACGAUACUUCGCCCUUGUCGGCAUUUCUCCAAAACUACCUGCACGGUCGUCCUUCACCCAUUAUCGUCCGGGGCCUUUCCCAUUACCCCAACUCUUCAUUCUUCCCGGUAGCACCUCGAUGGCUCCUCUCGACUCUCCCUUCUCUCUCACUCGACCUAUCGUUUCCCGGUCCUUCUCCGCCCCCUCAAAUAAUCCGCUCGGUAACCAUCGAAAGAAUGACCAUUGUGGAGAAGGAAGGAAAAAUGAAAGCUGGCGGUAUCAUUGUGGCUGAAGUUGAGAUGCCCAAGGAUAUGCGGGACGUGGAUGUGGACGUGCGGGCCGUUAGACCGGACGUGUUGAUUUACGACGGUCCUGCACCUGAGGACGAUGUCUACCACAAAGGGGACGGAGAAAAAGAUGAGUAUCCGCCAAAAGCGUUUGGGCAUAUUCACCCGGCGAAAUGGUUGCCUUCAACUACCACCCGCUCCUCUGACCCCUUCACACCACAUCGAUUCAUAGUGCGCGCACCAUUGUCCGACGUUGAUCUUGACAUAUUGCCAGGGAGGGAUAGCAUUCUGUCGGGAUUCGUGACCAAGAUAAUCUUCAAGGGUGGAGCAUUAGCUGGUGUUGAAGGGGUGUCUGAUGUGCAGGUUCAGGUGAAGGGUGUUAAGGGAGAGGUCGAAGUUGGGGAUUUGCCGGUGAGAGGAGAAUUCUGGGUAGGAAAGAAGAAAGCUUUAUGAUGGAAUGUGGAAUUGUUGUAAUGGUGAAUAUACAUAGAUAAACAUUGUUGGAU
Molecule: messenger RNA, 2067 nt
Organism: Cryptococcus deneoformans JEC21
Lineage: Eukaryota; Fungi; Basidiomycota; Tremellomycetes; Tremellales; Cryptococcaceae
Product: expressed protein
Exons: 2
Coding region: 89-2014 (641 amino acids)
Source: RefSeq, a predicted model, not a curated record